UGAAAGGGAAAGGAAAACAGAAGCGCGUGUGACGCGUUCCCUCCCGUGCGUCUGCGCGAGCGACAGGGAAACAAGGAAGGGGAUGAGCUCCGCCGCCGUCUCCUCGUCGGCGUCGCCGGUGCCGCCGGAGGACGACGUCUGCUCCGUAUGCCACGACCGCUUCCGGAUCCCCUGCCAGGCCAACUGCUCCCACUGGUUCUGCGGAGAGUGCAUCAUCCGUGUUUGGAACCAUGGAGCUGCUGUACAGCCUUGCAAGUGCCCCAUUUGCCGCCGCCUUAUAAAUCUUCUGGUACCUGCUAAUGUAUCAGACGAUCAGAAUGAUGAUCCCCAACUUCAGCGUGUUUUGGGAGAGAUUCAGCACUACAAUCACAUAUUCGGUGGAGCACCACGCAGCCUAACCCAGAGGCUGCAAGACCUACCAUUUUUCAUACGAAGACUGUUCAGAGAACUAAUGGAUCCCCAGAGGACCCUCCCACUUGUCUUCAGGGCGAGGAUGAUUCUGAUGGUGAUCUUGAGCGGAGUCUAUGUCCUGAGCCCAGUCGACAUCCUUCCUGAAAGUGUGCUGGGGCUGUUUGGGUUCUUUGACGACUUCCUCAUCCUGGUGAUCGUGUUCCUCCACCUCGCCGCCGUGUACCGGUCGCUGCUCCUGUACCGCCACGGCGGCCACUGAACUGUGCGGUCGGUGCGCCGUUGAUGAUGCGUAGCCGUGGUUGUAUGUAUUCCCACGCUGGUGGUGAUUCGAGAUCUGGUUUGUGCGGGAAAUGUUUCCCUGUGUUAGCGAGAGUGGAGCGGCCUUAUUUCGGUUUGCUGGGUGGAUCAUGGAUGAUGGACAAACACUCUGUACUUUAGCUCAUUGUCACUGCUAGUUCAUUUCAAGAAAAAAAAAGGAAAAGCAACAUGAAGUUUCUUAUUCU
Hordeum vulgare subsp. vulgare (domesticated barley) is the source of this 914-nucleotide messenger RNA. RefSeq names its product E3 ubiquitin-protein ligase RNF170-like. The record is from RefSeq and is a predicted model, not a curated record. The transcript is spliced from 5 exons. Gene Ontology annotation, molecular function: ubiquitin protein ligase activity. Bases 83 to 670 code for a protein of 195 amino acids. Lineage: Eukaryota; Viridiplantae; Streptophyta; Magnoliopsida; Poales; Poaceae.